AUGGCCGGGGGUCUCCCGCGGCGCGGCCUCUGGCUACUCCUGGUGCAUCUUCUCGUGGUGGCCACGGCCUGCCAGGACGCCAACUAUGGUCCCUUCAUCCGGGAGAUGUGUCUCGAGCGGUUCCAGCUGGACAUGGAAGCCCUGGGGAGGACUCUUUGGUGCGACUGGGGCAAAACCAUCGAGACCUACAGUGAACUCACCAACUGCACCGAGCAAGUGGCCAACUUGCUCAAGUGCUUCUGGCCAAACGCCGAGGUGAACCGCUUCUUUGUCACCAUCCACCAGCGUUACUUCAGCAGCUGCCCUGUGUCCGGGCGGGCUGUGCAGGACCCGCCCAACAGCAUCCUCUAUCCCUUCAUCGUGGUACCCAUCCUGGUGACCCUGCUGGUGACCAUGCUGGUGGUGUGGCAAAACAAACACCGGGAAGGCAUUGUGUAG
This is a messenger RNA of Chrysochloris asiatica (Cape golden mole), 438 nucleotides long. RefSeq names its product receptor (G protein-coupled) activity modifying protein 1 (gene RAMP1). The transcript is spliced from 3 exons. Gene Ontology annotation, cellular component: cell surface; membrane; signaling receptor complex. Gene Ontology annotation, molecular function: coreceptor activity. Gene Ontology annotation, biological process: cellular response to hormone stimulus; G protein-coupled receptor signaling pathway; calcium ion transport. The record is from RefSeq and is a predicted model, not a curated record. The coding region runs from base 1 to 438 and encodes 145 amino acids. NCBI's taxonomy places the organism in Eukaryota, Metazoa, Chordata, Mammalia, Afrosoricida, Chrysochloridae.